Molecule: messenger RNA, 5567 nt
Organism: Elgaria multicarinata webbii
Lineage: Eukaryota; Metazoa; Chordata; Lepidosauria; Squamata; Anguidae
Product: GDNF-inducible zinc finger protein 1-like
Exons: 6
Coding region: 36-2201 (721 amino acids)
Biological process (GO): regulation of transcription by RNA polymerase II
Cellular component (GO): nucleus
Molecular function (GO): DNA-binding transcription factor activity, RNA polymerase II-specific; protein binding; RNA polymerase II transcription regulatory region sequence-specific DNA binding
Source: RefSeq, a predicted model, not a curated record
GGGCCUUCCUGCCUUGAGACUGUAGGGCUGCCCGGAUGUGGGGCUGCCCGCUUUUAGAAAGGAAGAAGAUGGAAAGUAAUGCAGUUAUUUUGGAAUCGAAAUCUUCACCCAUCAACCUUCUGAAUGAAAUGCACCAGCUGCGUCUCCUCGGCCACCUUUGUGAUGUGACUGUGAGUGUGGAAUACCAAGGUGUCAGGGCGGAGUUCGUUGCUCACAAAGCUGUGCUGGCAGCAACAAGCAAGUUUUUUAAAGAGGUGUUUCUUAAUGAAAAGAGCAUGGAUGGACCAAGGACAAACAUAUUGUUGAACGAAGUUCAGGUAGCUGACUUUGCGUCUUUUCUGGAGUUUGUCUAUACUGCCAGGGUAGAGGUAGAAGAAGAUCGGGUGCAGCGUAUGCUGGAAAUAGCUGAGAAGCUCAAGUGCUUGGAUUUGUCAGAAACCUGCUUUCAGCUAAAGAAGCAGAUGCUUGAAUCGGUGUUGUUGGAAUUGCAGAAUUUUUCUGAGUCGCAGGAUGCGGAAGAGGACAGUGGGGCCCAGCCAAGCAGUUUACUUGAGCCCAAGGCAAUUGCUGAAACACAAGCCGACAAUAUGAACUAUUUUGCAAAUUCUCCCCUCGAAAGGCCCAGAGGUGGAGAUGGUCUUGAAGCUCCCACUGCUAAAUUAAAGGAGAAGUUAGACAAGAAGAAAGAAGCCCUGAAGACACCCUGUGCCAAAAUCCGGAGGGCCAGCGGAAGACUGGCUGGUCGGAAAGUCUUUGUGGAAAUACCCAAGAAAAAGUACACAAGACGCCUGCGGGAACAACAAAAGUAUGCUGAGGCUGUUGCGGAAGAGAGCAGGCUCUACAAAGACCCCGGCAUGCCUGAGGAAGGCGGGGAGGAGGAGGACGAGGAGAAAGAGCAAGUGGAGAACAGUGUGAAGCCUGAACACAAAGGGUGUGAUGGCGCCACUGAACUGGAAGAAAACUUGAAUAAAUUGGAGGAGGAUAAAAAGAACCGUGGUGGCAACUUCACAUGCAGCACUUGUGAACGGGAAUUUCUGUAUGAGAAGAGCUUUCUGAAGCACAUAAAGCAUAGCCACGGGAUUGCAGCCGAAAUUAUUUACCGUUGUGAAACCUGCGCCCAGACUUUUGCCAACCGGUGCAACCUCAAAAGCCACCAACGCCACGUCCACAGCAGCGAGCGCCACUUCCCGUGUGAGCUCUGUGGUAAGAAGUUCAAGAGGAAGAAGGACGUCAAGCGGCACAUUCUGCAGGUUCAUGAGGGUGGUGGGGAACGUCAUCACUGCCUACAAUGUGGAAAGGGUUUGAGCUCCAAAACGGCCUUGAGGCUUCAUGAAAGGACACACACAGGCGACAAGCCUUAUGGGUGCACAGAGUGUGAGGCUAAGUUUUCUCAGCCUUCGGCACUUAAAACACACAUGAGAAUCCACACUGGUGAAAAGCCUUUUGUUUGUAAUGAUUGUGGAGCAAAAUUCACACAGAAUCACAUGCUUAUCUAUCAUAAAAGGUGCCACACAGGGGAACGGCCUUUCAUGUGUGAAACGUGUGGGAAGAGCUUUGCCUCUAAGGAGUAUCUGAAACAUCAUAAUCGCAUCCAUACUGGGUCCAAGCCAUUUAAAUGUGAAGUUUGCUUCCGAACAUUUGCACAGAGGAAUUCCCUGUAUCAGCAUAUAAAAGUUCAUACAGGUGAGCGUCCUUACUGUUGUGAUCAGUGUGGCAAACAGUUCACCCAGCUCAAUGCCCUGCAGCGUCACCAUCGGAUUCAUACAGGAGAGAAACCGUUCAUGUGCAAUGCUUGUGGUCGGACAUUUACGGACAAAUCUACUCUUCGGCGACACACAUCGAUUCAUGAUAAAAACACACCCUGGAAGUCGUUCCUUGUAGUUGUUGAAGGAGCCUCUAAGAAUGAUGAGGAUCAUAAGAUAGAACUUCCUGAUGAAGAAUAUGACGUGGCUCGUUCCAAAAUAUCAGAGAAGCUGCUAUCAUUUUCUGAAAACGGACACUAUCAAAGUCUGGCUCCUGUCCAGGGAAGUGUGACUGCUCUGCAUGAAAAUGGAUCCCCCUCAGUAACAGACUGCAAAACAGGGGGCACAGCAGGGUCUCAAGAAGUCCCCAUAGCUACAACUUUGCAUGAUGUCACAGUGUUGCACACCCAGACAGACUUGCUUCAGCCUCCCCUUCACACCUUAGUGAAUAUGGAAUAGCACCGUUAGCUAUGAAGACAAUUCCAUCCCAACAAUAAUCUGUUGAAUAUUAUAGACUCUGCAAGAACCCAUGGACUGCAAAAGAAUAAUGAAGGCCUAUAGUGUGUGUUUUUAGUGUCCUCUGUUUCCUGCAAAGCCACGAUUUUGUUGUUUUUUUGACUGAAGAAUUCUUGAAGAGUAAACUACACUUUUUCAUUUUUUUGUCUGUGUGAUUUAAAGUGGGUUUGAGAUUACAUAGUCAGUUUAAGAAAAGUGAAGAUCCACCACUGUUUUAAUCCAAAUUUCUCUCUUCUUUUCCCUUGGCAUAAUGAAUUAUUUGGCUAUAGAUAUUUUUAAUGGCCCCUUUUGAAAGGACAGUAAUUCCGCUUUUCUUUCCUUUUUUUAAACUCUUAACAUCGAAUUGCAUAUUAUAUGCAAAUUAAUAUGAAAUAUUAUAGCAUGCUCUCCCUGGGCCCAGCACCUAAUGUAAUUUUAAUGUAGGGUUGUUGCUUAAACAAAAAAGUGAGGAAAAAGAAAGCCUCUUAUUAAACAGAUAAUAGGAAAUGUCUUUCACUGCUUUUCUGAACAGUGAAACAGUUACUUUGGGAAAUGUUUGUAAAGCCAGGAGUUGAAUCUAAUUGUAUGUAUUCACCAGAGGAACAGAUUCCCCCUUCAGCCCCCCUCACUGCCCAAAUCUGCUGUGGGUUGAGGGACCAUCUGGAACAGUUUUCAAAGGGGCUGCAGGGGGAGGAGAGAAAGGGAAAGUCCUGUUGCAUUAGCAGGAGACCCCCUCAUGAGACAUUGGAUAUCGCCCCAAGUUUCUUAAAGUGAUGGAGCUGCAUUGGAACUCAUGCGAUCAAUCUACACUCCCAUCAGAUUGGAGUGUUCUAAGCAAUUUGGACUAGAUUUCAGAGUCCUGUUACUCAAUUCUAGUCAGAAUUUGUGGAGAAAUUUCACAGCCUUUUUUCUGUAGCGGAACCUUCCUUCUAAAUACUGGCACUCAGCAAGCCUGCUCAGCCCUUGUCUUCUCCUACAUUUUUGCCCGCAUAUUUUGUCUGAAGUUCCCCAUAUCCACAUGCACAUCUUCAGCCUCCAUCAUAGGUAUUCCCUCUCCUCCAUACAUUCCUUACAAAGAGUCUUUAUUCACCAAGUAUUGCACUUCUAAAUGGUUCAUUCCUCGAAGGGCCUUAAUGUUCUUCCCAACCUCUACUGCUCCCAAUGCCCCACUUAUGGUUGUUGUGUAUUUGGCCGUCGGACAGAGCCUUCUAUAACUUUAUGAAUUUCCUUGGUGGCAGCAUAUUCCUAGAAUAGAUUGCUCCAAAAUACUGGAUAUGGUUUUCUCAAGUAAGACUGCACAUCGUGCAGUAAGUAAUGGCAAUUCUCCCCCUUCUCUCACCACCCCACCUGAUGAGUUUUAUUAACAUUUUGUGUGAGAGCUGAUGAAAUAUUCUUAAUUCUGGCUUCAGGCAAUGGCCUGAAAUUAUCUGGGUAAAUACUCUUAUUGUUUUGUAUCUGCUAAUGUUUAUACCAAAGGCUACACAAUCUGUUGGAGGAUUCAAGUUACAGCCAGAACUGACAUUCUCUAAGUAUUUGCCUGAUGUUCAUUUGAGAGGUAGACUUGUUUAGGUCUCCAACCUAAACUUUUAAAGGUUUUACAAAAUGUGUGCAUGAAAUGUUCAUUCAGUGAAGCUUUAUCGCUGAGAGCUGGAAAACAAGACCAUGUAGUAUAACCUGCCAAAAUUUGAGGAACUACAAGUUGCUUUUAAAAUGUGUUGCUUUUCUCCUCAUGGAGGUGAAGGCUUAUUUCUGCUAGAAAUGCAUCAAUAUUGUGCCUUUUUAUUUUUAGAUUCAGGAAAAAAAAAGUGCCAAAUUAAAAAUGUUUUUAAGUCCGACUUUUAUUGACUUCCAACAGUACUUGAAUUUACUAGUAUAACUGUUGAGAGUGAUCCUUACAUUUGACUAUAUAACCCAUGCCCACUAAGGCACUGGCACCUCUCAAAAUGAAGUAUUGCUCAUAAAGAGCUCACAGGAUCUGGUUUCAGCCUCACUUCCUCUCAAGAAAGAGAUGCAUCUGUUCAAGUUCAGUGUGUUUUAGUUUAGAAAGUGUUGUUGUAGGACAGAGUUUUACCAAACGUAAUGGAGAAUGUUAAAUGCUACCUUUCGAAUGCAACUAUACUGCUUAAGUAUACUGCUUUAAGUGACUCCUUUCUGUCUUUUGCCAUACUGAGAAGCUACUAUAUAACACUGCUUUUUCUUUAAUGCUGUGAUUUCAUUGGGUUGUAUCCGGUGGUGUGUACCCGCCAACAGAAUGGACAUGGCUGACGGAAUAGGUCCUCCCCCCACUUGAAGUUCCCCACUCGCCCCCCAGAUCUGCUCCAAAGAGUUGGGAGACUCUCCAGAGCAGACUUGGGGAAGCACGGUGGGGAGGAGACCAAGAAGUUCCAGUGUGUAAGCAGGCAUCUGCUCACAUGGUGUUGGAUGCCAUCCACUUUUUAAAUGCAUGUGUUUUGAUGCCUUGUUCCUUUGAAGACAAGGUUGCAGUGACUAAGCAGGAGUUUAACGGAGCUUUUAAUGCCAUGGUGGGGUGUCUUUUCCUGCUCAGGUUAAUGUGUACAAUUGGCCCUGCACCCAUUCAUGGCAACAGCAUAUGAAAACUUUCAUGGGGUGGAUGAGACAGAGAAGGAGAGUAGUGAACUUUGCUGGAUGUUUUGGCAAAGUUAUGCUCUGGGUUAAUAAAACCAGGCCUGGCCUUCUCUAAAGCUCUCUUCCUCCCUUUGUUAUAUUAAAUUCAAAAUCACCUGUGUCUGGGGGGAGAGGGGAGAAAUCUAGGGCAAUUUUGACUCAGCACAGCGUUUACCUUAAGAUACUGUCCUGAUAUUUUAUUUACGGAAAGGCAAAGCAAUAACAGAUCAGUCCAACUAUGUAUCAGUUUUUUUGGUAAGCCCCUUAGUAAGAGCUUGUUACUAUAUUCCUUGUUUGUUUAAUCCACUAAAAGGGAUCUUUUUAGAAAUACUACCAAGAGGUUAUAUUUACAUAUUUAUUUUGUAAGCCAUGUGCUUCUUUUUGACUAUUGAAUUUUAAUGACCUAUUGCAAAAAAAAACCAGUAGUAAAUAUUUAAAUCCUUAUGUUCGUACCUAUAGGUAAGGAUUUUUAUUUUAUUUUGUAUUCUAUGAAGAUGUGAAGUGGGUUAACUUGUAUGAAUUGAUAAGCCCCAUUAAAAAAAACGUUAAUAGUUCCUUCUUGUUAUAAGUGACUUGCUUGGAGAAAACAAUGUUUACGUGAAAACAUCACACUUCUUAGAAGAUACUUCUACCGUGUUCCAGACGAGUGAAAAAUGUGUGUGUAGGAGAGAGUGAAUGGGACUGUUGGAAUGACUUGCCAGCCGA